AUGGGGGGAAGUGAAAGUCUUGUCAUUGUUGGUGCUUUUCAUACCUUAUCAUCUAUGCUUAUCGACAUCAUCGGUGCUUUUCGAUUCUAUGUCGUCGUUGUUGUGAAUCGGUUUUUCAUCAGAGUUUUCGGUCGAUUCGAUCGAUUGCGAUCGGAUAAAGUGAUGCCGGGAAGGAAGGGGGCAUUUCGAUCAAGAGUUAGCGGCGGAGAUGCCAGCGGUUGUUCGUAUCGGCUUCUCGAUAGUGCUCCAUCAUCACGUACGAUUCAACUUGGUCACGUUCACCCUCAGGCGCCAGGUCAUCGCACCGUUUUCUGUAAUGAUCGUGAAGCAAACUAUAUCGCCAAAUAUCUGGGAAAUGCAGUAUCAACAACGAAGUACAACCUUCUGACUUUUUUGCCAAAGGGGCUGUACGAACAGUUCAGGCGGGUGGCUAACCUGUACUUCCUUGCAAUCUCAUGUUUAUCGUUUACACCUGUCAGUCCUGUUAGUCCAAUUACAAACGUAAUCCCACUAAGCAUUGUCCUUUUUGUCUCUCUUAUCAAGGAGGCAUUUGAAGAUUGGAAACGCCUUCAAAAUGAUACGACAAUAAAUAAUUCUCCUGUUGACAUGCUGCAAGACAAAAGGUGGGAGUCUGUACCCUGGAAGAUGCUGCAAGUUGGGGAUAUUAUUAGAGUGAAGCAAGAUGGAUUCUUUCCAGCAGAUCUACUUUUCCUUGCAACUACAAAUCCUGAUGGUGUUUGCUAUACUGAGACUGCAAACCUGGAUGGCGAAACAAAUCUUAAAAUCAGGAAAGCUUUGGAGAAGACGUGGGACUAUGUGAUCCCUGAGAAAGCUUCAGAAUUUAAAGGCGAAAUACAGUGUGAGAAACCAAAUAAUUCACUCUAUACCUUUACUGGGAAUUUGGUACUUCAAAAGCAAACAUUACCCCUUGGUCCAAAUCAAAUUCUGUUGCGAGGAUGCAGCCUACGUAAUACAGAGUAUAUUGUUGGGGCUGUGAUAUUUACUGGACAUGAGACCAAGGUGAUGAUGAACAGCAUGAAUGUCCCUUCUAAAAGGAGUAUGCUUGAGAGGAAACUUGACAAAGUAAUAGCUACCCUUUUUGGUGUUCUUCUUACACUGUGUUUAAUUGGGGCUAUAGGCAGUGCCAUAUUUGUGGAUGUGAGGUAUUACUACUUACAGCUUUUGAUUAAUGUGGAAUCUCAACAGUUUAAUCCAAGAAACAGAAUUAUGGUCUUCUUUUUAAGCAUCUUUACCCUGAUUACUCUGUAUUCACCAAUUAUUCCGAUUUCUCUUUAUGUUUCUAUUGAGAUGAUCAAGUUUAUUCAGUCCACCAAAUUCAUCAAUAAUGACUUGCGAAUGUACCAUUCAGAAACCAAUACCCCCGCAUUAGCACGAACAUCCAAUCUAAAUGAAGAACUUGGGCAGGUGGAGUACAUUUUUUCUGAUAAAACUGGAACUCUAACAAGAAACUUAAUGGAGUUCUUUAAGUGUUCUAUUGGUGGAGAGACAUAUGGAACUGGUAUUACCGAAAUCGAAAUGGAAGUGGCAAAGGAGAAUGGCGCAAACAAUGAGGUACAUAAACCAUCAUCCACAAAACGUGACAAGGGUUUCAAUUUUGAUGAUGCUAGGCUUAUGCGUGGUGCUUGGAGGAAUGAACCUAAUCCUGAUAUGUGCAAGGAAUUUUUCAGAUGCCUUGCUAUAUGCCAUACCGUACUCCCUGAAGGUGAAGAGACCCCAAACAAACUUCGAUAUCAAGCUGCAUCUCCUGACGAGGCUGCUUUAGUUACUGCCGCAAAGCACUUUGGCUUUUUCUUCUAUAGGCGUACGCCUACAAUGGUAUAUGUUCGUGAAUCGCAUGUUGAAAAAAUGGGGAAGGUUCAAGAUGUUUCUUAUGAAAUUCUUAAUGUCCUUGAGUUUAACAGUACUAGAAAGAGGCAGUCUGUUGUAUGUCGUUACAAAGAUGGAAGGCUUGUAUUGUACUGCAAAGGAGCUGAUUCUGUAAUCUAUGAGAGGUUGGGCAGUGGAAAUGAUGAGAUAAAAAAAAUUACCAGGGUGCAUAUGGAACAAUAUGGAGAAGCUGGAUUGCGAACUCUUUGCCUGGCUUACAAAGAUUUAAGUCACGAGAUGUAUGAAAGUUGGAAUGAGAAAUUUAUCCAGGCAAAAUCUUCUCUACGGGACCGUGAGAAGAAAUUGGAUGAGGUUUCUGAACUGAUAGAGAAGGAUCUUAACUUGAUUGGAUGCACUGCGAUAGAAGACAAGCUUCAAGAAGGGGUUCCAUCCUGCAUAGAAACUCUUUCUAAGGCUGGAAUAAAGAUCUGGGUGCUUACAGGAGACAAACUUGAAACAGCAAUAAAUAUAGCUUACGCUUGCAAGUUGAUUAACAAUGACAUGAAACAGUUUAUUAUCAGUUCAGAAACUGAUGAAAUCACAGAUGUUGAAAGCAGAGGUGACCAAGUGGAAAUUGCUCAGUUUAUAAGAGAAACAGUAAAAACUGAGUUACAAAAGUACCAUGGAGAGGCACAAAAAAUCCUUAAUGGCUCAUCGAGGCAAAAGUUAGCCCUUCUUAUAGAUGGAAAGUGUUUGAUGUAUGCCUUAGACCCAACUUUGAGGUCAAUGUUGCUCAGUUUGAGCUUGAACUGUAGCUCAGUUGUCUGUUGCCGCGUCUCUCCUUUACAAAAGGCACAGGUAACAAGACUGGUCAGAAAAGGUGCAAAUAAGAUAACACUAAGUAUAGGUGAUGGGGCAAAUGAUGUUGGAAUGAUACAAGCAGCAAAUAUUGGAGUCGGAAUAAGUGGUUUAGAAGGGAUGCAAGCAGUGAUGGCUAGUGAUUUUGCAAUUGCUCAGUUUCGUUUUCUAACAGAUCUACUCCUUGUUCAUGGACGAUGGUCGUAUCUUAGAUUAUGCAAGGUUGUUUCGUACUUCUUUUACAAGAAUCUUACCUUCACGUUGACUCAAUUUUGGUUCACGUUCCAAACUGGGUUCUCUGGUCAAAGAUUCUAUGACGAUUGGUGUCAGUCUCUAUACAAUGUCAUUUUCACCGCCCUGCCUGUUGUCAUCGUUGGACUGCUUGACAAGGAUGUGAGUGUAGAGCUCUCGAAGAAAUACCCGCAAUUAUACAAAGAGGGAGUAAAUAAUACCUUCUUCAACUGGAAAGUUGUGGGUACUUUGGCUUGCUUUUCGGUUUAUCAAUCGAUAGUCGUGUACAACUUUGCGGUCGUUUCUAGUACGUCAGGUUUAACCCCAUCGGGAUUAAUGUUGGGCCAUUGGGAUGUUAGCACAUUGGCGUUCACGUGUCUUGUGAUAACGGUCAAUUUGCGUCUUCUUAUGAUGUGUAGCACAGUUACAAGGUGGCACAACAUUAGCAUUGGAGGCAGCGUGCUAUUAUGGUUCAUAUUUAUAUUUAUAUAUGCCAUCCUUUUUAUUGACAAGGGGACCUUUUUCACCAUUUAUGUCCUAAUGAGCACCAUCUGCUUCUAUUUGAUGAUCAUUCUUCUCCCGACUGUUGCACUUUUGGGCGACUUCAUAUACGAAGGGUUUCAGAGAUGGUUAUACCCGUACGAUUAUCAGAUUGUCCAAGAAAUCCACAGGCAUGAUCCGGAUCCAGUUUGUGCUGGAUUGCUGGAUAUAGGCAACCAACAGACCCCAGAGGACGAAAGAAGGUACGCAUUUGCUAUGCUGCCAAAGGAAAAGUCAAGGCACACGGGUUUCGCAUUUGACUCACCAGGGUACGAGUCGUUUUUCGCUUCACAACAAGGAGUGGGUGCGCCCCAACGGGCUUGGGAUGUGGUUCGAAGAGCUAGCAUGAAACCUCAACCUAGAGAACAGUAGGAGUUUAUACACAAAAAGGAAAGAAAAAGAGAGCAUACUAGUCUUGAUUCAUUAAUGAAUGAAUCAUUGGUGCUUUUGGUUUUGUUGAGCUUGAUUUAUUCAUUAAUGAAUGAACUUUAGUUUCUCUAGGUUUGUAGCCUACAACCAAGAAAGGUUGAUUAGACGGACAAAUUACUUGUAUGCAUAUAGAGGUGCUAAAAAACCUGAUCAAUUCAA
Cynara cardunculus var. scolymus (artichoke) is the source of this 4044-nucleotide messenger RNA. Its product is annotated as phospholipid-transporting ATPase 3-like. Bases 1 to 3828 code for a protein of 1275 amino acids. Gene Ontology annotation, molecular function: ATPase-coupled intramembrane lipid carrier activity; ATP binding; ATP hydrolysis activity. The record is from RefSeq and is a predicted model, not a curated record. Gene Ontology annotation, biological process: phospholipid translocation. NCBI's taxonomy places the organism in Eukaryota, Viridiplantae, Streptophyta, Magnoliopsida, Asterales, Asteraceae. The transcript is spliced from 29 exons. Gene Ontology annotation, cellular component: plasma membrane.